GUUUUAAGAUAUUUUAAUAUUAGAUUUCUAAAUAAAGUUAUAAGAGUAUAUAAGCUACUUAUAGUUUAA
This is a messenger RNA of Fusarium pseudograminearum CS3096, 69 nucleotides long. RefSeq lists its product as uncharacterized. The transcript is spliced from 7 exons. NCBI's taxonomy places the organism in Eukaryota, Fungi, Ascomycota, Sordariomycetes, Hypocreales, Nectriaceae. The annotation marks the transcript as partial. The record is from RefSeq and is a predicted model, not a curated record.